Cuculus canorus (common cuckoo) is the source of this 1181-nucleotide messenger RNA. It is a transcript of the gene CPSF4, whose product is annotated as cleavage and polyadenylation specific factor 4. The transcript has 8 exons. Bases 216 to 947 code for a protein of 243 amino acids. NCBI's taxonomy places the organism in Eukaryota, Metazoa, Chordata, Aves, Cuculiformes, Cuculidae. The record is from RefSeq and is a predicted model, not a curated record. Gene Ontology annotation, molecular function: RNA binding; zinc ion binding.
CCGGCUCCCGGCAUUCCGCGGGCGGGCGGCGCGGGGCGGCGGGGAGCUGCCGCCGCCGCCGCCUCCCGUCACCUCAGGCGCUGCCGGCGCGGAGCGGGGCGGGCCGGGCAGGGGCAGCCCGAGCCCGCCCGGCCGCAGCGGUGCCCCCCCCGGCCUCUACCGCUGCGGCCAUCGCCCCCCUGGCCGCCCGCUGCCGCCGCCCCCCGGCCGCCACCAUGCAGGAGCUGAUCGCCAGCGUGGAUCACAUCACCUUCGACCUGGAGCUGGCGGUGGAGCAGCAGCUGGGGGCGCAGCCGCUGCCCUUCCCCGGCAUGGACAAAUCGGGCGCAGCUGUCUGUGAAUUUUUUUUAAAAGCGGCUUGCGGGAAAGGGGGCAUGUGCCCAUUCCGACACAUCAGUGGGGAAAAGACAGUUGUUUGCAAACACUGGCUACGAGGACUGUGCAAAAAGGGAGACCAGUGCGAGUUUCUUCACGAGUACGACAUGACCAAGAUGCCUGAGUGUUACUUCUACUCCAAAUUUGGGGAAUGCAGUAACAAAGAAUGUCCAUUCUUGCACAUUGACCCGGAGUCUAAGAUCAAAGACUGUCCCUGGUAUGACAGAGGCUUCUGUAAACAUGGUCCUCUCUGCAGACACCGGCACACUCGAAGAGUCAUUUGUGUGAAUUACCUGGUAGGAUUCUGUCCAGAGGGGCCUACCUGUAAAUUCAUGCAUCCUCGGUUUGAACUGCCAAUGGGAACCACAGAGCAACCACCACUGCCUCAACCGACACAAACACAGCAAAAGAGGACACCUCAAGUCAUUGGAGUCAUGCAGUCUCAAAAUAACAACACUGGGAACAGAGGGCCCCGGCCGUUGGAGCAGGUCACCUGCUACAAGUGUGGUGAAAAAGGUCAUUAUGCCAACAGAUGCACCAAAGGACAUCUGGCCUUUCUCAGUGGGCAGUGAAAGAGCAGAAGGAAGAGCGCAAGGGAGCCGUUAACACUGAGGAAAGGUUUCUGCCUAGCACUAUGUCUGGAACUAUUAAUCAGGUUGUUUUUUAAUGCCAUUACUGAAAGAACUGGUCAGAGGCUGGCUGCUGCUAAGCAACGUUUUUGUAAUUGUCCACAACUUUUUUUUAUGUUUUAACCUUUUUAAAAUAGAUUUCGGCCUCGUCCUGUUUUCAUUGAGCCCUGCUGAAAG